AGAAGGAAGCUUCAACGACGGUGAAAAUGUAAGGAGAGUGUAUAUGGCAUGCGACAUCGAGCACUCAGAAGUCAGCAACUGGCUUCGCCUUCCGUACAUCCCGCGCGGGGACGCCAACAGACUUUACGUGGAGAUAGAAUUCACAAUGAGAGACUGUUCCACACACAGAAAACCAGAGGAGGUGUUUCAGUGUAAAGAGACCAUCGCAUUGUACUAUUAUGAAGCAAUGUCUGACUUUGCCACGGACACGCUGCCAAGAUGGCAAGCGGAGCAGGGAUCUUACCAGAUGGUGGACUCAAUUGCUGCAGAUUACAAAUUUACGAACCUCAGUGAUUAUCAAAUCAACUUGAAAUACAGGAGCGUCCCUGUCUCCAAAAAUGGAGUCUACUUUGCAUUCCUCGAUGAAGGAGCAUGCACCUCCUUACUAUCAAUUAACGUGUAUUAUAUCACAUGUCCAGCUGUGCGUAAAAACUUCGCUUUCUUUAACACAACUGCAACAGGUCGCGAUGUGUCGUCAGUCGUUAGUAAAGAGGGCGUGUGUGUUGAUAAUGCAGUGAGAGUAGGAAAUGGACCUGCGCCUGCCUACCUGUGCAAGAGUGACGGGACAUGGGUGUGGCCGACGGGACAGUGCUAUUGUAAGGCGGGAUACCAACCUAAUGUGGAUAACACUGAAUGUCUUGCCUGUCCGUCUGGCACAUACAAAGCUACUAUAGGGGGCGACACCUGCCACAGUUGUCCUGCUAACAGCAAUGCUGACGGGAAAACUCAUGCCACGAUCUGUGAUUGCAACCCAGGUUACUAUAGACUGCCACAUGCAAAUGCUUCUCAACCAUGUAUAG
This is a messenger RNA of Lingula anatina, 839 nucleotides long. Its product is annotated as ephrin type-B receptor 1-B. The record is from RefSeq and is a predicted model, not a curated record. Gene Ontology annotation, cellular component: dendrite; plasma membrane. Gene Ontology annotation, biological process: ephrin receptor signaling pathway; axon guidance; protein phosphorylation. NCBI's taxonomy places the organism in Eukaryota, Metazoa, Brachiopoda, Lingulata, Lingulida, Lingulidae. Gene Ontology annotation, molecular function: protein binding; transmembrane-ephrin receptor activity; ATP binding.